UGUUAAUGGUCAUGUUUAUAUGUAUAAGAAAACCUGUCUGGGCAAGAGACUACUAAACAACUGAAAUGUGAUGGGAUAAAUUGAACUGUUCAUUGAGGGACUUCUCCCUUAAUACCUCUCUGCCCCUCCUAUUUAUCUGCUAUUCAACCAUGACUCCCAAGUUUCGCUUCUUGGGGUGUUUAUAUCUCUGCGCUGUAUAAGAGCAACACUCAUCGAGUUAGACAGGCAAAGAUUAAGAUGAAUUAGACUGAACUAAAUAAUUGACAACCCAGGAGCUCACGCUCUGUUCUUCUUCCACAAGGGCAUCUGUCUUGCUCCCGGAAAUGACUGAUAUGAGCAAAACAGUUUGGAUUUGAACCAGAGGAAAAAGUCCACAGGAAAAGUGUUAUAUGAGCUGAGAAGAGAGUGAGAGAUACUUAGCGAGAGUAUACAGUAGAUGCUGAUGAGGCAUAGUGAAACAACUGCAUGACAGCAGCAACACACUGAGAGUUGGAACACUUUACAGCACUGAAUAAUGUUGAACCAGCUGUACAGGACUAUGGCAGUGUGGAAAUCAGCCACGUUUAUUUUCUUCCUUCUGGGGUACUUCUUCCUCACUGAUGCCUUUAUGCACCUAUCUGGUCAGCACCUAAGGUCUCGUUUGCACAAGGAGCGACACCACAUUCGGCCAAAUAUUAUCCUUAUCCUCACUGAUGACCAAGACAUAGAGCUUGGGUCCAUGGUGGCUAUGAACAAAACACAGCAUAUAAUGAUGCAGGGAGGCACCCAUUUCUCAAAUGCAUUUUCUACCACACCCAUGUGUUGCCCAUCUCGGUCCUCUAUUCUGACUGGCAAAUAUGUGCACAACCACCACACCUACACCAACACAGAGAACUGUUCAUCACCUUCAUGGCAAGCCUACCAUGAAACUCGUACCUUUGCUGUUUACCUUAACAGUUCAGGCUAUAGGACUGCUUUCUUUGGGAAGUAUUUGAAUGAGUACAAUGGCUCCUAUGUGCCACCUGGAUGGAAGGAGUGGGUUGCCCUAGUGAAAAACGCUCGCUUUUAUAACUACACAUUGUGUAGAAAUGGGGCCUUGGAGAAGCAUAACAUGGAUUAUCACAUGGACUAUAUCACUGACCUUAUUACAAACGAUAGCAUCAGCUUCUUCCGAUUGUCUAAGAGACUGUACCCCAACCGGCCUGUGAUGAUGGUGCUGAGCCAUAUUGCUCCUCACAGCCCGGAGGAUGCAGCACCUCAGUACAGUACAGCCUUUGUGAAUGCCUCUCAACACAUCACUCCGAGCUACAAUUAUGCCCCUAAUCCAGACAAGCACUGGAUAUUGCAAUACACGGGUCCUAUGAAACCUGUUCACAUGCAGUUCACCAACAUACUGCAGAGAAGACGACUACAGACACUGCUCUCUGUAGAUGACAGUGUAGAAAAGGUGUACAAUAUGCUGGUGGAGAUGAAGGAACUGGAUAACACUUAUAUUAUCUACAUGUCUGACCAUGGCUACCACAUUGGCCAGUUUGGCCUCAUUAAGGGCAAGUCAAUGCCCUAUGAGUUUGAUAUUCGUGUUCCUUUUUAUAUACGAGGUCCAAAUGUGAAGGCAGGCUCGAUUAACUCCCACAUAGUUCUCAAUAUUGAUUUAGCACCCACUCUUCUUGAUAUGGCUGGAGUUGACAUUCCUAUGGACAUAGAUGGAAAAUCAAUCCUCAAGCUGCUACAGUCUGACAAACCAAUCAACAGGUUUCAGAUGAAUAAAAAGGGGAAAGUGUGGAGAGACUCUUUUCUGGUAGAGAGAGGGAAGCCUUUGCAAAAGUUGAAUAAUGGAAGAGGAGACAACUGGGAGAAUUCACUGCCUAAGUAUCAGCUUGUUAGGGAGCUCUGCAAGAAAUCGGAAUAUCAGACCCCUUGUGAGCAAUAUGGACAGAAAUGGCAGUGUGUUGUGGACUCCUUGGGUAUUCUAAGACUUCAUAAGUGUAAGAGAAGAGCAGAUCGCUAUGUCCCAUAUAAUCAGGACAAAAUGACUAAAGACUCACCACAGAAUUGUAACUGUGAGCCUGACGUGCCAUUCAAGAGGAAAAAGAUGCUGAUUAAGAAAAAGAUAAAGGCAAAAAAGACUUUGUCUCAAAAUCGUUGGACCCGUUCGCUCCCAUCUCACCUGGGCAGUACUAUGUACACUUUGGAUCUGGUGGAGGGUUAUCGACCAGUUGUACCAAAAAACAUCAGUCCCAGACUGGGCUUAGAAAAGGCAGAUUAUGGAGGUUUUGAAGAGCUCAGUGGAAUGGAGCCUAUAACCAACAACUUUACACCUCACACAGCACUGAAAGUCACUUACAGGUGUUCAAUACUGAUAAAUGACACAGUGAUGUGUGAUGGCAGAAUGUACAAAUCACUCCAGGCAUGGAAAGACCACAAACUACACAUUGAACAUGAGAUUGAGACAUUACACUCCAAAAUAAAGAGCCUUAAAGAGGUCAAAAGACAUCUGAAAAAUGCUCGUCCAAAAGAGUGUGAAUGCCACCACAUUAUGCCAACAUCUAAGGGUAAAAAGCAGGGGCUGCUGAAGGAACAGAAGAAGAGGAAGAACCUUCAUACCAAUAGCAUUUGUAAUAUAUCCGGGCUUACCUGUUUCACCCACACUAACCAGCACUGGCAGACUGCCCCCUUCUGGACAAUGGGACCAUUCUGUGCCUGUACCAGUGCCAACAAUAACACAUACUGGUGUCUGAGGACCAUCAAUGAGACUCACAAUUUUCUGUUUUGUGAGUUUGCUACAGGAUUCCUUGAAUAUUUUGACCUCAAUACGGAUCCUUAUCAGCUGAUUAAUUCAGUUAGUACACUGGAUCAUGGUUCUCUCAACCAUAUGCGCCUACAACUCAUGAAACUGCAUAGCUGCAAAGGUCAAAAGGAGUGCAAUCCUGAGAGAGGGGCCAAAGAACGAAACUUCAUUAUUAAUUACAGGUCGAGUUAUCAUCAUAAGCGGCCAAUGAAGAGACCCUCAUCCAAAUCCAUGGAAAAGAUCUGGGAAGGAUGGUUGGGGUAAAGCCAUCAUGCAUACAGACCAUAAAGUGUGUGAACAAUGUAAAACUUGGUAAUCUACUACAGGUAGUAUAUAUACAAAACCUCAAAUGCAUUUGUCUUAGUCAAUACAUUUUAAUUAACCAAAAUCAACACACAGUUUUGUGUUGUACUUAGCAUGGCCCAGCUGUUAAAAACUGAAUACCUGCAUUACACACUUCAUCAUACACAGCUAAAAUGGUGUUAUACAGACUUUCAAACAUUCUUCUCAAACAUGUUCUUAUCUUUGAGAUCCUCAAGAAUGUAUACUGUACUUAAAGUUCAUGGACAUUUUAAACUCUGAACAUAUUCUUUAUGACAUAAGCACCUACAGAUAUCACCUGCUGGAUGAUGUGUGAUUUUGAUUCUUUUUGUAAAACAAGGUGAGACUGCAUAUUAAGUCAGACUGAAUGAAUGGGUUAAUGUGCAUUUUAUUUAAAUGAUAAAAAAGUCUUUAAAAAAUUUUCAUUUGGAUGCAAUGCAAAAAAUUUAACUAAACUGUUCAGUGGUAUUAGUAUGAAAAAGAUUUACGGAAUGGUUCUCAUUAAAUAACAUACAUUGUUUGUUGUUGCUAAUAUUAACCUUUUAGACUAACAUUUGAGUACGAGUUUAGUUGCAAGUUAUUCAUCUUUCUUGACUUAAAAUGCAGGAAACAAGUCAAUAACUUUACCAGCAGAUGAUGCCAUGGACAUGUCACAUUAUUUGAUCCUCAUGAACUACUGUUUGGGACAGUGUCAUGUCACACUGUAAUUCAUGUGCGUAUAUUGUGUCCAGCAUAUAUUGGUUAUUAGCUGAUAUUUAAAAAAAACCUAAAAACUGAUAUGAAAUAGAUGUUUAUUGCUUGUUGCCUCAUUAGCAUUACAUUUGUAAAAAGUCGCAUGUUUUAUGUGCACUGGCUUUACUUUAUACAGGAAUAUUCUUGAGAUAAAUGUGAGGCCAUCUGUUCAGCAGCUUAAGCUGGCCUGAAACUGGAUCAUGCAACAAAAUUUUAAUCCCACGAACACUAGCAUAUUGACAUCUGAAUGGCUAAAGAAAAAAGAAAAUCAAGGUGUUGGGACGGCAAUGUCCAAAGUCCAGAGCUGAGUCCCAGUGAGAUGCAAGACCUUAAGAGAGCUGUGCAUAAAUUUUACUGUUAAUAUGACAUUUUGUGGUGUUAAAAAAAGAAAACUUGAAAUGUAAAUUAUUAAGCUAAUUAGUAAUUAUAAACAAUAAGACUAGGUGUGUUUAAGAUUCUCAUUAAAAAUGUCAGUAAUGUUAUAAUCUUGCUUUGUUUUUUUAUUAAUCAAUUUACUUAUUAGAGUCCAACAGCAUUUCCUCGUCUGAGCACCAGAGUGUGAGCAGGCAGGACUGUUUCUGUCAUUGUUUGUUUGAAGUUUUGCUUUUGUUCUUGUUUUAGUUUUCCACAUGUUCCUUGUCCCACCUGAGCUAUUGUUCUGUUUCCCAUCUGUUGCCUAUGAUUCUGUGAUUGUUUGUCCUAUAUAUCUGUCAUUUAGCGUUGUUUUUUUUGUCGAGAUGUUGUGAUGUCGAGAGUACUGUCAUGUCCAUUUAACAAUAAAAUGAAUAAUAAACAACAACAUACAUAGACACAAACAGUAUGUCAGAGAGCAAACAAGAUAAAAAAUGUGAACAGAGUAAGAAUCAAAACAGGAUCAGAGAACAAUAGGAAAAUUGCUCUUGAGGGAGGCCUUUU
Molecule: messenger RNA, 4735 nt
Organism: Tachysurus fulvidraco (yellow catfish)
Lineage: Eukaryota; Metazoa; Chordata; Actinopteri; Siluriformes; Bagridae
Product: extracellular sulfatase Sulf-2-like
Exons: 22
Coding region: 515-3031 (838 amino acids)
Cellular component (GO): endoplasmic reticulum; plasma membrane; cell surface
Molecular function (GO): glycosaminoglycan binding; N-acetylglucosamine-6-sulfatase activity
Source: RefSeq, a predicted model, not a curated record